Alternaria arborescens is the source of this 1515-nucleotide messenger RNA. RefSeq lists its product as hypothetical. Lineage: Eukaryota; Fungi; Ascomycota; Dothideomycetes; Pleosporales; Pleosporaceae. Gene Ontology annotation, cellular component: membrane. Gene Ontology annotation, molecular function: carbohydrate:proton symporter activity. The record is from RefSeq and is a predicted model, not a curated record. The transcript is spliced from 5 exons. Bases 1 to 1515 code for a protein of 504 amino acids. Gene Ontology annotation, biological process: carbohydrate transport; transmembrane transport.
AUGGGUCUCAUUUUCAACAUCGCCCUUGCGAUCUUCGCCGGCACGGGCAGCUUCCUCUUCGGAUAUGAUUCCGGAGUGAUGACAAUUGUCAUUCAAUCCCCAAACUUUCUUGAGUUUUUCGACACAAAGAAAACAUCUCCAGUCAUUGGAGCCAUCAACGCAACUUUCUCAGGCGGAGCGUUCUUUGGUUCGAUGAUGGGAGGAUUCACGAUGGACAGAUUCGGCCGCAGGAAAACGAUCAUGAUGGGUGCUUUCAUAAACUUGAUUGGAGCGAUACUUCAAUGCGCUGCUCAAGAUCUCGCUAUGAUUCUCGUUGGACGAAUCUUGGCUGGGUGGGCAGUAGGUUUGAUGUCCAUGUCUGUCCCGAUUUACCAGACUGAAUGUGCUCAUCCUAAAACACGAGGUCUCAUAACUGGUCUUACCCAGCAAAUGAUUGGUGUAGGUUUCAUUGUCUCGACAUGGGUUGGUUACGGCUCCUCGAAAGUGCCCGCAACGUCGUCGUUCUCUUGGCGCUUUCCACUUGCCUUCCAAUGCAUCCCGUGUCUCAUCAUUCUAUGCGGUAUGCUGUUCUUCCCCGAAUCACCGAGGUACCUGGUCGAGAUCGAUCGUGCAGACGACGCUCUGAGGGUACUCAAGAAACUGCACUACGAUGGCACGAACGGCGAAUGGAUCCAGAACGAAUUCAAUGAAAUCAAAUUGACUAUUGACGCUGAGAAGGCGAUUACAGCGCCGGGCUGGAAGGUCAUGUUCACCGUCCCGGUAUGGCGGAAGAGACUCAUGCAUGCUACCCUGGUCCAGGUGUUUACGCAGAUGACUGGCAUCAACGUCAUAGGCUACUACUCCACCAUUCUCUACGAGAAUUUGGGCAUAGUCGGAGACCGCAACCUUCUCGUCACCAGCAUCUACAACGUCGUCGGUCCUAUAUUCAACCUGUUCUUCAUCGUCUUCCUUCUCGAUCGCGUAGGUCGCAAGAAACCGCUUCUCUUCGGCACGAUCGGUAUUACCAUCGCCCUUGUCUGCGAGGCAAUCAUCGGAUCUCAGGUUGAAGGCGCUACCGGUUCCCGAAGAGAUUCGCUAUCUGCUGCUGGAGUCUUCUUCUUGUUCCUAGUGUCAUGCAUCUUCAGUAUGUCGUUUGGCCCGAUCUCCUGGGUAUAUGCCAGCGAAAUCCUUCCACUGAGUAUUCGUGGGCGUGGAUCUGCCUUUGCGACUGCUUUCGGUAACUGGCUUGUUGGAACAGUGUGGAGUCAGGUGUCACCGAUUGGGCUGGGUGAGAUCACUUACAAGUUCUACUUCAUCUUCGUGGCCUUCAACGUCUGUGUUACAUUCCCCACCAUCUGGUUCGUGUUCAAGGAAACCAAGCAGCUUACACUUGAGGAGAUCGAUCUGCUGUUUGGUGAUCGUGCGCUCGGUACGCUCCCAGACAACUUGGACGAUAAGCAAAGGGAGAUAGAGCUGGAGAGGAUCAAUGCUGCGAAGCAGAAGCUUGCUGGCUCGAAUGUGACUGCUGUACACUAG